AUGAUCUUAUUUACGCAACCUUUACAGCGCCCAAUUCUCGCACUCUAUGGUUCCGCGUCUCUAACCUCUGCCCCCUGGCUUCCUUCUUCCUCUUUUCCACCCGCCAUUGUGGUGAUAGGGUUGCAUUGCUUUUACAAUGUCGUCCCACAAGACUUUCAAGAUCAAGCGGUUCCUUGCUAAGAAGCAGAAACAGAACAGACCUAUCCCACAGUGGAUCCGCAUGAAAACCGGAAACAAAAUCAGAUAUAACUCCAAGAGGAGACACUGGAGAAGGACCAAGCUCGGCUUGUAAAUAUGGUUGUUUGGUUGCAGAAACAUCCAGUGGGUUCUUUGUGAAGACAUCAAACAUCUUGUGAUAAAAAUUGUCAUCUUUUUGUAGCAAUAUAUGCUGUUUUCAUUGGAAAAUAAAUGAAUAUGUAAAAUCAGUAUGUUAUAGAACUGUCCUUUUUCCAAGUGUUUCUGGGCCUGUUUAAAAAGCAGGCACUAUCAAGCUUACAAUAUUAAAUGGUUCAAUGUAAA
Molecule: messenger RNA, 519 nt
Organism: Bombina bombina (fire-bellied toad)
Lineage: Eukaryota; Metazoa; Chordata; Amphibia; Anura; Bombinatoridae
Gene: RPL39
Product: ribosomal protein L39
Exons: 3
Coding region: 137-292 (51 amino acids)
Biological process (GO): translation
Cellular component (GO): ribosome; cytosolic large ribosomal subunit
Molecular function (GO): structural constituent of ribosome
Source: RefSeq, a predicted model, not a curated record